This is a messenger RNA of Cucumis sativus (cucumber), 6341 nucleotides long. Its product is annotated as protein PARTING DANCERS. Lineage: Eukaryota; Viridiplantae; Streptophyta; Magnoliopsida; Cucurbitales; Cucurbitaceae. The transcript has 7 exons. The coding region runs from base 4806 to 6053 and encodes 415 amino acids. Gene Ontology annotation, molecular function: protein serine/threonine phosphatase activity. Gene Ontology annotation, cellular component: cytosol; nucleus. The record is from RefSeq and is a predicted model, not a curated record. Gene Ontology annotation, biological process: resolution of meiotic recombination intermediates; protein dephosphorylation.
GUAGCUGUUCAGGAUAUUGAGAUGGGGUUUGAGAAGAUUGUAAAGAUAGCACACUCUCGCGGAGCAUGCAAGCAGCAAGAUAUCAUAUCAAAACUGAGGACUGAGGUCGGUGUAGAUUAUAUUCUACUUGAAUUAGUAAAGACAAUUCAAUAUCUAGUGCUCAUGUUUUUUUACAUGAGUUUUAAUCACGUCUCCCUCUUUGGGGAUCUUGUUGAAGAGGAAGAGAUCAGUACAAGUCAUGGAUGCUUUUCGAAGGGUCAUGUCUUCUGUACCAGGCCUUGAUGAUCAUGAUGCAAAUUCGCUAAAUCAAGCUAUUGGUUCAAUUGAGGCAAUCGCCAAAGCAUCGAAGGAGUACAUUUUGGAGAACACAGAUCUGUCAGUGGAGAAGGCAGAGAGAAUUAGGAGCUUUUUCAGGGAUCCAAAGUUGUACCUCAGUCCCAAAAUAAAUUGAUAUACCAGACAAGAGUUUGGAGGUGAGUUCAGUCAUAUUUUAACAUUGCUUUUGCUGCCUACCCUCACCCUACAAUUCAUACGUUUGAUUAAACAGGCAAGCCUAAAAUUUUUAAAAAGUUUAAACAGUGGAACCUGCCAAACAUUUUUACAGACACUCACCCAAAGGAAAAGCUAAGAAAAAUUAGAAAAAAAAAAUGGUAGAAGAAAGUUUGGGUUCGGAUUCAACACAUAGGAGAAUGCAAGAGAAGGGAAUGUGUAAUAAAACUCUAUAACUAUAAGCAAGUGAAAAUUGAACACAAUAGCCGUUCCCAAUGUUAAGGGAUGGAGAAAGAAUCCAUAGCUCUUGCUGUUUCUAAUAUAAUAUACGUUGCUUAGGCUGUAAGGAUGUGUACUCAAGUUCAACUGUUGACUCAUUCAGAUUUGAAUCUAUAAAUAUUCAAAAUGCUUAGCUAGCUAUUGCCUGUGCAGCCUGUCGUUUGUUUAGAUUAAGUCUCAUUCCAUUUCCAGUACCCAAAGCCAAAGCCACUAAUUGGAUUUUUCUUGUAAACAUGGAUAGAUGGAGUAAACCCAUGUGAUCAAAUUUUGGGUUAGGUUGUAUCGUGGGUAGCUAUUUUUUCUUUUUAAAAAUUUGUACAGAAAUGAUCUUAUUGAUCUUUUUAUAAAAAAAAAUAAUAGUUUAACCAACCACAGUUUGACACAUUCUCUUUAUCCAGUAGAAAGUUCAAAUUCUCAUACUUCAUGUUUGUAUUACUAAUAAACUUCUAGAUAUAGUGUUUUCAUUGUUCAACAUCUGUGACCGCAGUGAUUUGGAAAAAUAAAAGUUGAAACCCUACCUCUUGGUCGACCUUUAGUCAUUUGAGUUAUUUGUUAGGUUUCUGAAGCCAUUCUGAUUUGUCAUUAUCUUUUCUUUUGAAAUAAUUUUAAUUUUUUUCAUCCAUAAAUAUUUUAUUUUGGUUUAUAAUUUUUUACAUGGUAUACACUGAUUAUGAAAUUUUGCAUAAAAUCAUCUCUGAGCUAUCCUUAAAUUUCAUUGUUUAUGAAUUUUACGAAACUAAUUAUGUUUUUAAAACUAGAUGGUAUGUGAUUUUGAAAACUUGUUUGGGUACAUAUUUAAUGAUCAGUAGUGUUUUCGAGCUUGACUUGAUUAUAAUAAAUCAGUGUUUUAUCAUAAUAAGUGAGAUUAUAAUAGUGAUAAUUUGUGUUUGGGAAGAAUAUUACUUUUGUUUGGAUAUAUGAGUUUUGUGUUUAGGUUGUAAAUUAUUUAAUUUGAAUAGUGUAGUUGUUUUUUAAAUAAUAAAAAAUUAGUAUUGGUAUCUUAAAUUUCAUAUUUUAUAAAUAGAAAUACAAACAUUUGUUUACUUGGUCCUUUUGAAAAUUUCAUAUUUUGUAAAUAGAAAUAGAAAUUAUUUAAUUGUAAAAAUGGCUUAAAUUUUAAUAUACAUUAUUCUUUGUCUACUUGGUUCUUUUGAAAACGUAUCUAUUCGUACGUGCCUAAAAUUGUUAUUGUUUUUUUCAAUAAGGAAACAGCCAUUAUUUUUGGAAUUAUGCAUCUAAACAGUAUUGAUACAUCUCCGAGAUGACCAAAUGGACAAAUAGUAUAGUUCACCCCACAGUAUAUAGUGUGUUACUGGAACAAAAUGGGGUGUUUAGUUCAACAUCCUCUCUUGAGUUAGUGAAAUUGACCAACAUCAAGUUUCAAUGUUGGUGAAAUUGAACAAACUUUGAUGAUUACUUUCAUACGGUCAACUUUGAUGACCAACUCCGAAUUCUAACAACCACCUCUGACGACCACCUUAAUGUGACCAACUCCGUCGAUUAAUUUUGGGCUUCAAUAAUCACCUUUGACAAAAAACUUCGACGAAAAUCAACUCAAUGACCAACUUUGGACUUUGACAACCACCUCCAAUGAGAAAACUCAUGGCGACCACCACCUUAACACGAUAAACUCUAACGACCAAUUCUAAACUCUAAUGACCACCUUUGACAGCAAGCUUCGACGAAAAUCAACUUCGACAACCACCUUUGCACAACCAACUCUAGGCUUCGACGACAGACUCCCACAACUAACUCUAAGAUUGCUAUCGUGUGAUCAACUUCUUGCUUUGACUACCACUUAUCCAUAAACUUACGAAAUUCACUUUGGAUUAUCAACUUCGACUGACCACCUUCAACUUUUAGCUCCAACAACCACCUCCAAUGUGAAACGAUUAAACUCAACGACGAUCACAUUUGGUGGCCAACUUUGACGAUCACCUUAAUCAACUAACUCCAACCACCAACUUUGUUGUUCAUCCCAACGAGUAAAUCUAAUAAAAAGAAGAAAAAAAACUUGGUUGACAAAAGUUUGUUUAAGUACAAAUUUGAAAUUAUUGGUUUACAGUGUUUGAUAGUUGUCUUUUACAGUAAACUUGAUAUUGUGAGAUUGUUUAGUGAUGGUUGGGUCAUUCUUAUGAACCUACUUGUUGCAAACAUCCAUAAGAUUGGUUACUUCUUAAGCACCACACCACAUGUAUUCUUGGGAUUUGGUUGGUAUGACUAACCAACUUAAUUAUUUUAAUGAAUAGUAUUUUUUGUAAACAAUAAAUUGAGUUUAUUUUGUUAGUACAAUAAUUGAGAAUGAGAGGAUUCGAACCACAAACCUUGUGAUUACUAGUACACUCGAAUAUCGAUUAAGUUAAAAGUGAAAAUCACUUGAUUAUAUAUACACACCCUAUUAUAUAUUUACUUUGUCGAAUUCAUUCAUCAAAUAAGAGAGUUUAGGAAAUAAUGUAUACAAUUGAAUGGUGGAACAAAGCCUUUAGCAAAAACAAACAAAAAUAACAAAUAACACACAAAAAAACCCAUAAAUGGAAAUAUUUUUUGAAACAUUUUCUAGGAAGAAUUAGUGAAAAGUGAAGAUAUGAUCUCUGACGAUCUUCCAAAUUUGGAGGAUUUGAAUGCAAAUUUUAUGAAGAAAUGCAUUGCCAUUCGAUUGGCUGCUAAUUAGGAUGGUGGGGGAGGAUACCAUUGAAAAAAACUCACAACAGAGAAGAAAAAAUACAGACCAACAAUAGGGGAAUAUUAAGAACUGACCUGACUUCUCUCUCUUUUUUCUAAUUUUAUUUAUGAAUGUUCGUGUAAGAAAUGUGGUGGGUUAAUUGUUAGUUCAUUCAGAAUUUAAAAGAUAUAUAUAAGAAAUAAUACAAUUCAUAUUUCAUCUAGACCAAUAUAGGUAGAAUUGUUCAAUAAAAAAUUGAAACAAUAAUAAUCAUCCUAAAAACAGAUUAUCUAGAAUUAAAAACCUACACAAGAUAUUUAUAACUCUAUAUACUCCAAAUGCAGACAUAAUAACUCACACAAAACAACCAUUACAUAUCAACUCUCCAAACAUAUAAGUUCUGCAUACAUAUAAACCUCAUAUAGCAUAUCUCAACUCAGUGCCCAUCAGCUUCACAAAGGGUUAAAACAACUCUUUUAACUCCCUUUUCACAAUAUACUUUCCAAACUCUUAUUAGCCUUCCACCCAUUUCAAAUGGGAGCCUCACCUGAAAAUUGUUUUGAGAAAUUCUGUCCCAAUUUCACCAUUCCCCCAUGCAAAUACUUAGAUAAAAUGAUUGGUUGAAUUUAUUCAGUGAAGUGUAUACCUAAAUAUGUAUCUGUUUGUUUUUGGAUAAAUUCUAUUUUAAUCCACUCUUAUUUUCUCACUUUGUACAUAAUCUUAUUUGUUUCCUAAAAAUAUGUUUCCUUAAUUUUAACAGUUCAUUUUGGAAAGAAAGAAGAAGAAUGUUUAGUUUUAUUUGUAAUAAAGUAGAUUGUGUGAUCCACUUUAGUUUAUGUUUGUGGUUGAAUGAAAAAUUGAUGAACCAUUAAAAAAAAACAAAAGGAAAUGCACAUCUAAAUGUGGUUACGUGGAUGUAUUUACGAAUUAAAUCCUGAUUAAUUAAAAUGGAUAGGACAUAUCAAUGUUAAACAAAACCAAGUCAACUGAAUAGAAUCCCGAUUUGAAUGGGAAAAUGGAACCUAAAAAGUAAAUGAAAUCAAUCAAGAGAUUUAAAAAGGAAAAAUAGAAAAGUAGAAAAAUAGUGGCUUUGAACGCUUCCACCUUCCCUUUUUAAUUUGUGAAUGAUGAUGAUUAUUGAUUAACAACAAAGGAGCUUUCCCCUUUGAUAUUGAAACAUUCAAAAGGCUCCCAUUGAUUGCUAAAAUUGUGAUUCACGCUUUCAUUGGAUUUUUCUUUUUAUCAACUUCUCCUUUGAAGUUUGACCCAUCAAUUUUCAUUUCCCCACAUUUUUUCUUCCUUCUUUCUUCAUUCCCAUUUCCCAUACUCAAUCAUACAUACUCUCUCCUUUCCCAUUUCAAUUGCUUCUAUUCCAAUGUUGGAUUUGCAAGAAUUCUUAUGGGCAUUUUCCAUUCUCUCUCUCCUUUUUUGUUCUCUUCAUGGCUUAUUAACCAAAGCCCUCCCCAUGGCCAUUUCUCUCUAUUCUCCUUCUUCCCCUGCUUUUCCUCCUCCUCCCCCUCCUCCUACUCCUACUCCUAUUUCUUGGCUUACCCAUAUGCUCCUCCGAACUCACAAUAAUCCCUCCCAACAAAAUGCUCUGCCUCCCAACAAAACACACGAGCAACCACAAGAUUACACCAACACCACCCUAAUUCCGCCCAAAAUGUUUAUGGAAGGGGCGGAUUCUUUAACAAUGGCGAAGCCUCUUGGGGCUUCUAAUAAGUUUAGGAAAAGACCUGCAAAGCUGGUGCUGCCGGAAUAUUGUCCUGGACCCGAAUUUUCAAAACUCAGGAAGAAAAUGGAGAUUCAGGAAUUCCAUGUCCAAGGCAGAGAUUACUGUUUGGCGACCAAGAAAGGAAGGCGAGAAACGUUGGAGGAUGCUUAUGGAGUUAUGCUUGAUAUUUGCGGAGAUUCCAAACAGGCUUUCUUCGCUGUAGUGGACGGACAUGGCGGUCGGGAUGCCGCCGAUUACGUGGUGGAACAUUUAGGGAAGAACAUCAUAAACGCUCUUGAGAAAAUUGCUGGUGAGGAAGAAAAGGCAAUCGAAUCCGCAAUUCGCAGGGGUCACAAACGCACAGACGAGGAGUUCCUUAGUCAGGGCGUCGGUAGUGGAGCCUGUGCGGCGAGCGUGCUGGUGAAAAACGGCGAGCUUCAUGUGGCAAACGUCGGAGAUUGUCGAGUAGUAUUGAGCAGAAACGGGGUGGCGACGCCAUUAACGAAGCAGCACCGACUGUGUCGAGAAGAAGAGCGGGUCCGGAUAGAGAAGUCGGGAGGGUUUGUGGAGUGCAAAAAUGGAGUGUGGAGAGUUCAAGGAUCGUUGGCGGUGUCGAGGGCCAUUGGAGAUUUGCAUUUGAAAGAAUGGGUGAUUUCAGAGCCUGAAAUUCAUCGUCUUCCUCUAACUCCUGAUUGCGAGUUCUUGAUAAUGGCGUCUGAUGGACUGUGGGAUAAGGUAAAAGAUCAAGAGGCAGUGGAUGAAGUAAUGAGGGAAAUGGGAGAUGAGAAGAAUAAUGAUGAAGGCAUGAAGGCAUGCAAAAUGCUAAUGGAAAUGUCAUUUAGAAGAGGAAACAUGGAUGAUGUCACAGUCAUGCUCAUCCAACUUCAACCCUUCUUCAUUUCCAUUUAGUUUAAAGUAAAUAUCAAAUUUAAUUUAACUUAUAUUAAAAUUAAUCAACCACUUUUGAAUUUAUUUUGUUCUUCAUGGUUUAUUAUUAUUAUUGCUGCAUCACACACACUUCCCUUGGCUAACAUAACAAGCCAAAUACUUUCAUCCCUCUGUCUACAAUUUUGUAGCAACUACACAUAAACACACUAUUUUUUUCCCCUUUUGUUCUUUUUGGGCUGUACAUAAAUGAAUUAAAUACUGUAUACUACCACACUGCCACUUCCAAAUGGGUGUUUUUGUUUAUUUUUA